CAGUCCGUUAAUAUUAAAAUUUUAAGAUGUACUUUUGAAGAUGAUGAAUAAAUGAUAUGUGCUUUUGAAGAUGAUGAAUAGGGCACUUGCGCCACCUCCUCAUGAAGCAAUGCGAGGAGAAUGCUAAGAAAGAUGCUUUGAGGAGUUGGCUUCAUGUUUCGGGACUUCUGGUUGAUAGUGUUAAUGGUGGGGUGCAAGAAUCCUUUAUAAAUGAGAAACGAAUUGAAUUUGAGACGCGUGCAUUGGCGAGUACUAUCAUGCGAUAUACAAAGCAAACGAACCAGUGGCUUGCUGCUUCCCAUGCUAUCAACUCUGCGAUAAAGGAGAUUGGAGACUUUGAAAAUUGGACGAAGACCAUGGAUUAUGAUUGCAAAAGCAUCAGUGCUGCUCUGUGCAACAUCAGCAAAACACGACAUCGAAGGCACCCUGUCUCGACAAGAGGCUUCUAUGUUGCUCGUCAAUCGAUGGCAAUUGGCCCUAACGUUAACGGCCACAUGUGGAUGGUUGGAUGUGAGAAGGCAGCAGCAGUGGGUGAG
Amborella trichopoda is the source of this 536-nucleotide messenger RNA. Its product is annotated as biogenesis of lysosome-related organelles complex 1 subunit 1. The record is from RefSeq and is a predicted model, not a curated record. Gene Ontology annotation, cellular component: BLOC-1 complex. NCBI's taxonomy places the organism in Eukaryota, Viridiplantae, Streptophyta, Magnoliopsida, Amborellales, Amborellaceae. Gene Ontology annotation, biological process: endosomal transport.